Bubalus bubalis (water buffalo) is the source of this 1206-nucleotide messenger RNA. Its product is annotated as olfactory receptor 7A17-like. Gene Ontology annotation, cellular component: membrane. The record is from RefSeq and is a predicted model, not a curated record. The transcript has a single exon. NCBI's taxonomy places the organism in Eukaryota, Metazoa, Chordata, Mammalia, Artiodactyla, Bovidae. Gene Ontology annotation, biological process: G protein-coupled receptor signaling pathway. Bases 25 to 993 code for a protein of 322 amino acids. Gene Ontology annotation, molecular function: G protein-coupled receptor activity; olfactory receptor activity.
AUUCUUAGUCAUCAACACCAGCACAUGGUACCAGGAAAUGAUACACAAAAUCCAGGAUUUCUUCUUCAGGGUUUAUCAGUGGAACCAGAACUGCAACCAUUCAUAUUUGGAAUGUUCCUCUCCAUGUAUCUGAUCACUUUGUUUGGAAAUCUGCUCAUCAUCCUGGCUGUCAUUUCAGACUCCCAUCUUCACACUCCCAUGUACUUCUUCAUCUCCAACUUGUCCUUUGUUGACAUCUGUUUCACUACCACGACAAUCCUAAAGAUGCUAAUAAAUAUACAGAUCCAGAGCAAAGUUAUAUCCUAUGGAGGGUGCAUCACCCAGAUGUAUUUUUACAUGCAGUUUGCAGCACUGGAUGAUUUUCUUUUGACUGUGAUGGCCUAUGACCGCUUCUUGGCCAUCUGCCACCCGCUGCACUACACAGUCACCAUGAACCCCCGACUCUGUGGACUGCUGGUGCUGCUGUGCUGGAUCAUUAGUGCCCUGUUUUCCUUGUUAGAAAGCUUACUGGUCUUACAGCUGUCCUUCUGUACAGACUUAGAAAUCCCCCACUUUUUCUGUGAAAUCAAACAGGUGGUACUACUUGCCUGUUGUGACACUUUUCUUAAUGAUGUUUUUAUGUAUUUUACAUCAGUGUUGUUGGGUGGUGGCCCCCUGGCUGGUAUUCUUUAUUCUUACUCUAAGAUAGUGUUCUCUAUACAUAGAAUCUCAUCACCUCAGGGGAAAUAUAAAGCAUUUUCCACCUGUGUAUCGCACCUCUCAGUUGUCUUCUUAUAUUAUUGUUCAAGCCUAGGAGUGUACCUUAGUUCUACUGGUACCCACAGCUCAUACUCAAGUGCAACAGCCUCAGUGCUGUACACUGUGGUCACACCCAUGCUGAACCCCUUCAUCUACAGUCUAAGAAAUAAAGACAUAAAGAGCGCUCUGAAAAGAUUCUUUCAGAUGGCAGUCAUAAAAAGGAAAAUUGUUCUGGAUCUGAAGAAUCAUCCUUGAAGAAGGACUCAAAACCUUAAAACAAGGAAUCCCUAUUGUUUGAUCAGAUUCUGGGUGUUGAACUUGCUGUUUGUAUUAGUUUAUUAAAAUUUCCAUUUCUUUGAUUUGAACACUUUAGACAAUUUGUAUACUCACUAUUUUAAGUUUCCCCCUCUAUCUGCUGAUUUUUUUGUUCAUUUUCUUUUGUCCAUUUCCCUACUUUUCCAUUUUUAU